CACAAUUCAUGAGAUUUUUAACUUCAUUUAAAUGCGUUAGCUUCAUUUUGGGGAUAAUAUUUGACUCUACAGGGAUACAUAAUAACUUAAUUAAGAAGUAUAAAAUAAAUCCAUCAAUGAUAUUAAAUAAGUUUAUAAUAUAAUUACAUAUAAUUCUAUCAAUAAAAAUAAAAUAAUAUGUGUGUUUAUUUGAUUAGUACACGUCUGGACAGCAGAUAAGAUAUUAGUAACUGUGAAGUGUAAUGAUCUGAAAGCCCAAAUUGAAAAGGGUGGCCCAAUAGGCCGAUUUGAGAAAUUGAUGGGUGGGAAUGUUGCAUGAAGCAAGAGAUGAGAAUUGAGAAUUGAGAUAGAAUAGCAGAAGAGAGAAGAGUGAAAUGGCGGGUGCCAUGAGCUUGACCCUUCCCGUUGUGACUCUCUGUAAAGGCACCAAAUUUGUGAAGCCUCCAACAAGGUUUAUGCAACAUGGAAGCAGGGAAUGGAAGCGUUGCAGAAACAGAAGAGUGAUCGUGUGUGGGCUGCCACUGCCUGUUGAUCCAUGGGCCCCCACCAUCGACUCUCAGAGCAUCGCUUCCCAGCUCUUCGCCUUUUCCUUGUUUCCAUACAUCGGAUUCUUGUACUUCAUUACCAAGUCCAAGACUGCUCCAAACCUCACCCUCUUUGGCUUCUACUUUUUGCUUGCCUUUGUCGGAGCCACAAUACCAGCUGGGAUUUAUGCGAAGGUGCAUUAUGGGACUUCUUUGUCCAAUGUGGACUGGUUACAUGGCGGAGCUGAGUCCCUCCUCACUCUCACUAACUUGUUCAUUGUGUUGGGUCUCAGAGAGGGUCUCAGGAAGGCUCAAAAUUCACAAGAUGAUGAAAAAACACCCUCUCCUAACUCGGGCUUGGAGGAGGAGGAGGAGGAGAAGAAGAACAAACGUGGGAAUCUGGUUUGAUAUUUGAAAUUCAUUAUGUUGUCACUUUUAUUGCAGCAUCUGGGCUGUUUUGUUUUGUAUAUAGAAUGGAUUAUAAAUGCUGGAAAUUUGUGUAAUUAAAGCAUCAAUUGGAAUGAAAUCUUACAGGGUUUUGGUCA
This is a messenger RNA of Cajanus cajan (pigeon pea), 1069 nucleotides long. Its product is annotated as 1-acyl-sn-glycerol-3-phosphate acyltransferase. The record is from RefSeq and is a predicted model, not a curated record. NCBI's taxonomy places the organism in Eukaryota, Viridiplantae, Streptophyta, Magnoliopsida, Fabales, Fabaceae.